This is a messenger RNA of Eurytemora carolleeae, 951 nucleotides long. RefSeq names its product melanization protease 1. NCBI's taxonomy places the organism in Eukaryota, Metazoa, Arthropoda, Copepoda, Calanoida, Temoridae. The record is from RefSeq and is a predicted model, not a curated record. Gene Ontology annotation, biological process: proteolysis. The transcript has 15 exons. The coding region runs from base 57 to 875 and encodes 272 amino acids. Gene Ontology annotation, molecular function: serine-type endopeptidase activity.
CAAACCGAUGUCGAACAUAUGAAUUUCAGAACUAUUUACCCGACAUCACAUCAAAGAUGAAAUGUCUAUUGUACAUGAUCCUAUUUCUGCCUGUGGUCUAUUUACAAUCCCAAGAUGAAUGUGGAAAAGUAUCACUCUCUUGUGAAUUCCCUACAAGCCGUAUCAGUGGAGGAGAAGAGACAUGUUCAGAGAUGCAACCAUGGCAUGCUCUUAUUAAGUUUCAAGGAAAACAUAUGAAAUGUGGAGGUGUACUCAUCACUGAUCGCCAUGUGCUCUCAGCUGCCCACUGCUACUGGUCCAACAGUGUUAACUGCCAUGUUAAAUUUCACAGUUUUACACUUGAGCAAUGCAGAGCAGAUGUAGGAUGCACCAACUCGGGCUGUAUCAGGUUUGGAGAGCAUGAUAUUCUGGUUUACUUGGGUGUGACAGAUUCUGCUGAAUUAGGAUAUGGAGAAGUAAAAACUCUAGAGAAGCUUGAUCUGCACCCAGGCUGGGUAAAAGAAACACAACAAAAUGGCAUUUUGCAAGGAAAUGAUUUAGCUGUGCUAACCUUACGCUCAAGAGUAGAUACUGCCUGCACUCACAUUAUGCCUAUUUGUCUUCCACUCCAGCCUUCAGUGAUUGGUAAGAUGGCAUAUGUUGUGGGCUUUGGAUUACAAAGCGGUAACACUCUUUCAACAACAAGACUGAAGAAAGCAGAAGUUCAAAUCAUGAAGUGUGAGAACAGGGCAGGAACCCAAAAAUGGCCCAUCAGAGGUAAUCAACUGUGCGCAUUAGGUGAAGAAACUGACCAGGUAACUGUUGGUGAUGCCUGUAGAGGAGACAGUGGGGGAGGUCUAUUUUAUGUUGAUGCAAGCAACAAGAGGAACAGCUAAAUUUCAUUAAGACUAAUAAUUGAAUGAUAUAUACUUUGGAGAAAAAAACUCAGCGGGAGCGGUUGAACCAGCGGUU